Molecule: messenger RNA, 2904 nt
Organism: Cloeon dipterum
Lineage: Eukaryota; Metazoa; Arthropoda; Insecta; Ephemeroptera; Baetidae
Exons: 9
Coding region: 1-870 (289 amino acids)
Source: RefSeq, a predicted model, not a curated record
AUGUUGUAUACCUACAACAACGGUAUAUCCUAUAUAUACAACAAUUGUUGUAUACCUACAACAACGCAAUCUGGCAACAUCGCAGAAUGGGCGGCAACGACAAGCACUGAAAAGCCCGUGGACGACACCGACUGCCGGCGCCGGCUCACGGUCGUCGCCGCCAUCUUGCCAAGCGGAGAGCGGAGCGCGGACCGGAGCGGAACUGUGAAAAUUCCGGAAAACGAAGCCACGAGCACCAGAAAACAGGAAAUGCUAGUGGAAGAUUCGCCGUAUUGUUCACAGGGACAAACGACCUGGGGACGACCCUGCGCGUCCAAGUCUGGACGGUGCCGAUUCCCGCGUGGCAUGGACACGACCCGAGGAAGGAAGGAUUUGGCCUUGUUGAGGUUGAGCAGCAGGCCCAGCAAAUGUCGUCCGCAGUGGCGUUCAAAUGCAAAACAGGACACCUGGACGGUGCAGAUUUUUGUGCGGUCGAGGAAGGAAGGGUUAGGCCUUGUUGAGGUGAGUAUUUUAGCAGUGAAAUUAGCACUGUGGGCUAAUAAUAAACCUGCCUUGUCUAGGUUGAGCAGCAGGCCCAGCAAAUGUCGUCCGCAGUGGCGUUCAAAUGCAAAACAUGACACCUGGACGGUGCAGAUUUUUGUGCGGUCGAGGAAGGAAGGGUUAGGCCUUGUUGAGGUGAGUAUUUUAGCAGUGAAAUUAGCACUGUGGGCUAAUAAUAAACCUGCCUUGUCUAGGUUGAGCAGCAGGCCCAGCAAAUGUCGUCCGCAGUGGCGUUCAAAUGCAAAACAGGACACCUGGAUGGUGCCGAUUUUUGUUCAGUCGAGGAAGGAAGGGUUAGGCCUUGUUGAGGUUGAGCAGCAGGCCAGGUGAAUGCCGUCCGCAGUGGCGAUUAAGAUUCAGUGCAAGUAACCAUGGAUAUGGAGGGAGCUGUCAUAAUCUCCUUGGACUUGAUUGGAUAUCCAUGCUGGAUUCUUGCUCUGCGCGUGCUUCUUCAGCUUGUCCCGGUGCUCGUUACUUGUCCCUUUUGGUCGACCACGGACCUUUGGUUUUAGUGGAAAACCAAUCUUCUGCUGAGAAGUGAUGUUUCUCAAAAACUCUGAUGCUGGAAGAAAAGGAGGCAGCUGCUGCUCACAAGUUUGGUAUUGAAUGGUCCAGCGCAUUGGGAUUUCCACAGCAUCGAUCAUGGGAAGCCCAAUUUCCUUCCUCAGAGCCAUGAUGUGGUAGCAAGGUUGAAUCAAACAGGAGCAGCUCUGGAAAUUUUGCGUAAUUCUUCUUCAUCUCUGAGGUUGCGAUGAAAAGACAUGAGAAGUUGCCCUCCGGACCAGUGAUGAUUGUGUAUGAUCCUAAUUACAAACAUAAUAUGCAAUGGCAAUCUAUUGGCAUGAUAUGGUUCAGGACUUGGGGUCUAAAGGAUUGAGAAAGCCUGGUGUCAGAUAAGUGAAACAUAACAAGUUGAUAAAUGUGUACUUUGUGAGCUCCUAUUUUUUCAGAUUCCGGAUGGUGGAUCUCCAUUGGCAAAAAAAUAAGCUGGUAUGCGAAUGUCAUAAAUAAUAUUCAAACCCUCUGAAACGAGAACUAAAGGUGCAUGGAGACAAGAUAAUACCUAAUGAAAUCAAAAUGUGCUGUCAUCGAGAGUUCACUACUUGAGAAACUCGAUUUUAAUCAUAUAACCAUCUUUAGAAUAUUUACAUGUGAAAGUAUACCAUUUUAUAAUCAAUAGAAAAUUUUGUAGCCAGAUUUUUAUGUGUUAUAUUGAUAUAUUACUUCUCAUUGUCCAGAUCCUUGGGUAGGACUGCUUUCCCCGUCUCCUUCAUGAUAACCUCUCUUAUCUUGGUUGGAUUCACUCCAAGGUCGUCAAGCUGCUGCAGACGCUCCUUCUCUGUGUUGUUCAAUCUACGCUGCUUAGGGUAUUGUGCAAAAUCAGCCGGACAUGGUUUGUGCACCUUUUCAUGUACGUCUGUGGUCACGUGACAGUCGUAGAUGUAUAGCAUUUCAUUACGAGUGCCCACCUUGAAAUAGGCACCACAGCCAAGUUUGUAGGAUCUGAAAAAUUAUUGUUCCUUAUAACAAUGUAGCUAAUGAUAUGCAAUAUUGAAAGAAAAAAUUUGGAUAAUAUGUAUUGCAUACAAAAAUCAAAAUAAUAUGUGCUUAGCAUUAAGGAUAUGUGAAGUUUUUGUAUUAAUGUAUUACAAAUAAUCACAAUUUUCAAAUUAAGGGCACAGUGUAGUGCAAAUUAUUCUCAUGUUUCCAAUUGCUCAAAAUCCCUCAUAACUGAAUGCACAUGUUGGAAAAUAUGUAAUGUAUAUUUACUUCUGAUUGGGGCGCUGCCCUGUCGAACGACCAUCAACGGGAUCUCCAUAAUGGAUACAUGCAUAUUUGGCAGAUCUAAUGACCAAUUUGUUCUUCUUUGUCUCCAAUUUGGCCCUGGCCGCUGCAUCAACCACCUUGUCAGAGAUUUUUAUGUAGUUGCUGCUUAGGCAUGUAUACACAAUGAAGGUUUCUUGUUCCAAUGCCUUAAUUGCCUCUGAAAGAUCACUAAAACUUUUGAAGGUCUUGCCAUUUGUGAUUGACAGUGUUUGUGCCAUUUUACAAAACCGCUUGAAUCACAGAUCACAUACAGACUAAAGAGCAGGAGCACAAGCAAAGAGUACCCAGAGCUGCAGAUCUAAUUGAAUUUGAGCAGUGUUGAAACAUGUUCUGUUUGCCUGCUGUUCCCCCUCUUACACUCUCAAAGUUCCAUUCCCUGAUUGCAAGUGAAGAUGCAAUAAUAAUACUGUGCUGUCACCUCUUUUUGUUUGGAGAAUGAUGUUUAUGUAUUUGUAGCCAAUCUAGCUGCCGCAGAUUCACAAAAAAAUUAUUGUAAAAAAUUGUAUUAAUAAAACACUGAUUGUGUUUUCCCAUCGA